CCCACAGAGAAAAUCAAAGUCCCCAGAAAUAAUGCGCCUGGUUGCUUUGGUUACCCGCUCAGCAUCUUCUUCAUUGUCAUCAAUGAGUUCUGUGAAAGAUUCUCCUACUAUGGGAUGCGAGCUGUGCUUGUUCUCUACUUCAAGUUUUUUCUCAGCUGGGAUGACAAUCUUGCUACUGCCAUUUACCACACAUUUGUUGCCCUCUGCUAUCUAACACCUAUCCUUGGAGCACUGAUAGCUGACUCCUGGCUAGGGAAGUUCAUGACCAUUGUUUCCUUGUCUAUUGUGUACACAGUCGGGCAAGCAGUUUUGUCAAUAGGUUCCAUAAAUGACCUGAUGGAUGGAAACAGGGAUGGUGUACCAGAUGACGUUAAGAUUCCCAUUGCUUUCUCCAUGAUUGGCUUGCUCCUGAUUGCUCUUGGAACAGGUGGGAUCAAGCCCUGCGUAGCAGCCUUUGGCGGAGAUCAGUUUGAGGAUCAUCAGGAAAAACAAAGAAGCAGAUUCUUCUCUAUAUUUUAUUUGGCCAUUAAUGCUGGAAGCCUUAUCUCUACUAUAAUCACUCCAAUUCUUAGAGAGGUAGAAUGUGGAAUUCAUGCCAGACAAAAAUGUUACCCUCUGGCAUUCGGUAUCCCUGCCAUAUUAAUGGCUCUUGCAUUGUUGGUGUUUAUGGCUGGAAGUACAAUGUACAAGAAAGUAAAGCCUCAAGGUAACAUAAUGGUCCAAGUCGCUCAGUGCAUCACGUUUGCUGUUCGAAACAGAUUCAGACAUCGUAGUAAACAAUAUCCAAAGAGGGAACAUUGGUUGGACUGGGCUCGUGAAAAAUAUGAUAAACGACUUAUUGUCCAGACUAAGAUGGUGUUGAAGGUGUUGUUCCUAUAUAUUCCUCUCCCCAUGUUCUGGGCACUUUUUGAUCAGCAGGGAUCACGAUGGACAUUGCAAGCCACAACUAUGGAUGGAGAUUUUGGCCCUGUUCAGAUUCAGCCAGACCAGAUGCAGACUGUAAACCCAAUUCUCAUUGUUAUAAUGGUCCCAGUUGUAGAUGCUGUUAUUUAUCCUCUCAUUCAGAAAUGCCGCAUAAAUUUCACGCCUCUGAGGAAGAUGACAGUUGGUAUGCUGCUGGCAGCUUUGGCUUUUGUGGUGGCUGCUGUGAUUCAAAUUCAAAUAGAUAAAACCCUCCCAGUCUUUCCUGCAGCAGGCCAAACCCAAAUCAAAGUAAUAAAUCUGGGAAAUCAGAAUGCAUCCAUUCAUUUUAAUAGUGAUGGGAAGAUAGAAAAUCUAAGUCCUUUGGCCUCGACUAUCCACUUGUCUUAUGACACAACAAAAUUAAAUAGUCAUGGUAUUAAUAUAACCUAUGGAAAUGAGACUAUAAAACAAGCAUUUACUUACACAGAUAAAGAACGAUACACUGUUGAAAUAACAAAUAGAGCCGGGAUUCAAGCUAUACUGCUUGUGGAUGGUCUCACAGAAAAACCAGAGGAAGGAAAUAAUGAGAUCAGAUUCAUAAACAACUUGAAUUCAGCUAUUAACAUUACUAUGGAUAAAGUUGGGUUUCCGGAUGUGCUGUAUUUGUCUGCCACAAACUACACACCUUUCCAAAGAGGACAAAAAGACAUUACUGUUUCCACCGAUCUUCAUGACUGUACAAAUAAAUCUUUGGCAUUUGGAUAUGGAAGCGCCUAUACAAUUAUAGUAAAUGGGUGUGAUGACAGUGGACUACAGGUCGCAUAUGUUGAAGAUAUUCAAGCCAAUACAUUCAGUAUGGCUUGGCAAAUCCCUCAGUAUUUCCUUAUUACUUGUGCUGAAGUUGUCUUCUCAGUGACUGGACUAUCAUUUUCAUACUCUCAGGCACCAGCCAAUAUGAAGUCUGUGCUGCAAGCUGGUUGGUUGUUGACUGUAGCUGUUGGCAAUAUCAUUGUUCUAAUUAUAGCUGGAGCAUCAAGACUCAACAAACAGUGGGAAGAGUAUGUUCUUUUUGCAGGUUUGCUUUUAGCAGUGACUGUCAUUUUUGCCAUCAUGGCCUAUUUUUAUACCUACGUGGAUCCAAUUGAAAUUGAAGCUCAGCUUGACGAAGAAGAAAGAAAAAAAUCUGAAAAGGAAAAAGAAGCCUAUGAAAAUGGAGUUGGACCUGUCUCACAGACUCAGCUGUGAACAUAUAGUCAAGGGUGUAUGAGAAUGUAAAUUGCCAUCCAGACAGCUACAUCUCUAGCCUGUGAUUGAUACAGUCAACACUCGCUUGACAGAGAUGGAUGUGUACAGCAUCCUCCAAAUGCUCACAUGUCCACCUGGGGCUAAAGAUCAAGAACUUUGCUCUCCUGUGGGGAAAAAAAAAGGGGGGGAACCUCUCUCUCUCCUUUUUUGGCUGAGCGGAAUUUGCACUUUUAAAAAUAUGGGGGCAUGGAAUCUGAAUCUAAUUGCACUUGUCACAAUGGAAGUACAUUCAAAGUAUUAUAAUUUUUUAAAUAUGGAGCUACUUUACUUUUGUGUUGUACAAAAAGGCAAAAUACUCCCUGCUCUUGGUGUUUGAGCCUCAUGUAACAUACAGGCCCUUAGUGGGUGGGUGGGUAUGUUAGAACCUUUUUAAAAUGUUCACCUGCCAAUAAUGAAUGUAUUAUAUGUGUAUAUGUAUUUUUCCUGAAAACACAUUCCUGAGCCAGAGGAACGUUUACAACCCUGCUGCACUACACACCUCCUUCAUUUUUUGCCACAAGCUCUGCACAAAUUAGGUUUAAGUGGCCAUUGUGGUGAAGAUGAACAAAGAGGAACUGCAUUGUGA
Pogona vitticeps (central bearded dragon) is the source of this 2773-nucleotide messenger RNA. RefSeq names its product solute carrier family 15 member 1 (gene SLC15A1). NCBI's taxonomy places the organism in Eukaryota, Metazoa, Chordata, Lepidosauria, Squamata, Agamidae. Gene Ontology annotation, molecular function: oligopeptide transmembrane transporter activity. Gene Ontology annotation, cellular component: membrane. The record is from RefSeq and is a predicted model, not a curated record. Gene Ontology annotation, biological process: oligopeptide transport; transmembrane transport.